Coniophora puteana RWD-64-598 SS2 is the source of this 2569-nucleotide messenger RNA. RefSeq lists its product as uncharacterized. NCBI's taxonomy places the organism in Eukaryota, Fungi, Basidiomycota, Agaricomycetes, Boletales, Coniophoraceae. The record is from RefSeq and is a predicted model, not a curated record. The transcript is spliced from 4 exons. Bases 95 to 2017 code for a protein of 640 amino acids.
CUUCUUGAUUCUUGUACCAACAGUCUAAACGCCUAUACCACACUACUACAGCCCAACAACCGAACCUAGACACCGCCGGCAACUAUAUACCCGAAUGUCCCACUCCCCGCCGGCAGAACAUCAACCUGACCUCGAACACGAGGCGUACCACAACGGACAUGAACACGAGGGAGGCGGCGAGUAUGAAGAUCAGGGGGAGCAUGACCUCGUUCAGAGCACACAGCACCUGACUGUUGACGUUGACGUGCCGACGUCUGUGCAGUCUUCCCCCGGUGCUCCGCCCACGCGCACCGUUGCGAUCAUCAAGAACCAUGCCCUCGACCGCAGACUUGAUAUCGAGCACCGGAUCCUCGAGUCCAAGUUCGAGAUCGUCAAGGAGCGGCAAAUGGAGUUUGACACCGACUCCGAUCCCGAGACCAUGUUUGAGAUUUUCGGCGAGGAUGCGCAGUUCUUAGGAGACGGCCCAGUCUGGGUAUAUGUGCUCGAGCGCCGCCGCGCCGUCCAGGUCCUGCGCUCUCUCCUCCCCUCACUCGGAGACGCUAUCAUCGCAGCGCAAGACGACCACCAAGCCGAGAUGCAGAUCGCCUCGGUCUUCGCCUCCUCGCCGCCCUUCCACGUCUCGGACCUCCCCCCAGAAAGUCCACCGUAUAGUCCGCAAUACGACCCCAGCUCAAUGCGCUCCGUCAACUCGGCUGUGCUCGAGGCGCUGCGCCUCGGCGUAUCCGAAGGCGCGAGCACACCCUCUGCCACGUCUCCCAACGGCACCAGCUCCCCAGGAAACAGUAGAGCGCGCCCGAGCCUCUCCUCGAGCGGCGGAAGCAACUCCUACUUCCGGGCGCGCGAGAUCCCGCGCACGCACACCGCGCCCGACAUCGCGCCGCGCCUCACCAAGGCCGCGAUGCUCAGACAAGGCAUCGCGUUCGACGACGCGACCGGCAAAAAGAUGCACGCCAAGUCGCCCUCUGCGUCCGUCGCGAGCACGGGGCGGCUGCCGACCGUGCAGCGGCAGAAGACCGCGGCGGAGGUCGCGGCGGAGAAGGAGAGGCAGCGCCAGACGUUCGCGAAUGUGCCGGGCCACAAGCGCGCGGAGACGAUUGCGGUCGCGAGCACGGCGGCGCCGGCGAUUCAGCCGAGGUUGACGAAGGCGGCGCAGCUGAGGCUGGGCAUUAAGGAGGCGACGCCGCCGCCGGGCAAAAGGCGCGUGUCGGGGAGCGGGACGCCGGUUUCGCCUGGGACGCCUACUAGGAGCAGGUUGAGUACUCCCUCGAGAAGCGCGAGUGUGAGCGCUGCGGGGAGCCCGGUGGUCGCGAGUCCGGCGCGGUCAGUUGGGGGUAUCGGUAGCGGGGUGAACAGUCUCGUCGCGAAAGUGAGGGCGAGCGCGGUGGCGCAGGCGGCGCAGAUGGACAAUGGCGAUGCGGGCGAGGAUACGGAGACGGAGGCACGCAGAAGGAACACGUUCGAGGGUGUUCCUGGGCAUAAGCGCCGCGAGAGCAUUCAGGUCGCGAGCUUGAGCAAGGCGCCGAGUAUUGCGCCGCGGCUCAACAGGAGCGCGGCGCUCAGGAAGGAAGGAGGGGCGGCGCCGCCGAGCAGCUUUAUGUUCCGCACGGCCUCGCAGCCCAAACUCCCCGGCUCGGGCUCCGCCCCGCCCUCGCGCAGCGGCUCCGCUUUGAGCAUGACCAGCGGCAACACGAACACGAACGGGAAUGGGAACGGGAACGGUCACACGCGCUCCCUCUCGCGCUCCUCCUCCCGCACGGGUGCGGGCGGCCGCCCGUCGCUCUCCAAUGCGCCCAGCAGCUACAUGUCCAACGCAUCGAGCACCGCCUCGAGCUCGGCGCUGAGCUCGGGCUCCGCGGACGACGAGCACCGCGGGAGACCGCCGCCCGCGAGGCGGCUGAGCAGUCUCGGUGCGCCGAGCAUCGCGCCGAGGCCGAAUAAGAGCGCGAUGCUGCGCGCGCAGAAGAUGAACGCGAUGGGUGCGGCGGCGCAGCCGCAGCCUGCGAAGGUGUUUCGGUGAACCCCGCCGUGUUUUGCUGGUGAACAGUGCGCGGUGGCGAGGUUUAUCGACGGCGCGGGUAGUUCGGAGGACGCUGUGCGCGAGUUCAUGUUCUUGCUUCCUGUCGCUGGGGACACUGACCAAGGCGAGGAACGGCGGUGCUCGUGUGCAUAUGCACGUAUACUGUACAUACAUACACGGUUGGGUGGUUCUAUAGGGUGCUUUAAGUUUAUUCGCGUUUCCUACCUUUUGGCCUUUCUUCGUUCUCUCUUUUCUUUUUCAUCAACUUGUUUAUCUUCCUUGGCCUCCCGCAGGACCGUUGCCCCUCUCCCACUCUUCCCCUUCUUCCCCCAGAUUCUUGUUGAUUUUUCUUUUCUUUUGCCAUAUACCACACUAUGCGACAUUCUUUUAUCUCCUGUGUAUGUAGAGUAGGGCCUGGGGUGGGUUUACAGUAUGUAUGCCAGUGUUCUUUUAUCGACCCGUGGGAAGUGGGUUCGAUGGUGCUUUUGUAUUCUUGGUAUGUUUACUUGUCAAACUAAGAAAGAAAGAAAGCCAAAAUGAUAAAUGUUGAGC